Messenger RNA from Drosophila takahashii, 523 nucleotides. RefSeq lists its product as uncharacterized. Lineage: Eukaryota; Metazoa; Arthropoda; Insecta; Diptera; Drosophilidae. The record is from RefSeq and is a predicted model, not a curated record.
AGCUUUCGGAGCCAUGCCGUGUUGUAAGCGUACCGAGGUCCGGAGGGUAUGCCGGCCGAUGCCGUCGCUCCUUGCCAGGCUCAACUGUACGCCGUGCAACCGGGUCCUGUUCUUUGUGAUCGGGGUUGGACUGGGCGUGCUCUUCGUGCGUAACAAGGACGACAAGGGCAACAAGAAGAAGAAGGACGAUGGCAAGGGCAAGAAGUGAUCCAAGAGUUGCCCAUCGACCCCAAUCCUGGCAGCAGUGAAUCGACAUCGAGCCACCUCGAACCAUCUCCAUGAAGUACUGAAGAAUCUUACAGUCGGGCGUUGACCAGCGAAGACAAAAUGCCAUUCGAUAAGUUUACCCGCCGAAGAAUUAAUGAGUUGGACAUUUCUCAGUCGAUAAAUUUAUCAAUAGAGCAAUUUGUCAAUCGAACAACUACCUACCAUAUCUUAUACGGAUUUCUUCGGUUGAUCUAUUCUCUAUUCCUCUGUUAAAAUAAACUAUAAAUUUGGUGCUGUACAAGACAUUUCCAACGGA